Elgaria multicarinata webbii is the source of this 2150-nucleotide messenger RNA. Its product is annotated as myb-related transcription factor, partner of profilin-like. The transcript is spliced from 2 exons. The coding region runs from base 189 to 1289 and encodes 366 amino acids. The record is from RefSeq and is a predicted model, not a curated record. Lineage: Eukaryota; Metazoa; Chordata; Lepidosauria; Squamata; Anguidae.
CCCAUGUCAAUAAGCGGGGCGCCUGCGCCGGGGGUUUGCGCGUCUUUUCCUCUCAUGCGCGGUAUUUGCUUCCCGAGCAGGGCCCGGGGUUUGGCCUAGAGCCGGCGGGUGCAGCGGCGGCGGCACAAUAAGCGGGCGCAGCCUCCCUAUUCUCUGGCUCCCGGGCCGGGACCCGUUGGGCGCUCAGGAUGGCGGACGACUCGCCCAAGCGGCGCAAAGCCAAUUUCAACGAGGCGGAGACGGAGGUGCUGAUCGAGCAGGUGCUGAAGCACGAGCAGGUGCUGUUCGCGGCGGGGCCUGGCCGGGCCUCCCCGGGCCAGAAGCGCAAAGUCUGGGAGCUGAUCCGGCACAAAGUGAACCCGGUGGCCGCCUGUCCCCGCGAGGUGGAGGACCUCAAGAAGCGCUGGCGGGACCUGAAGCGCCGCGACCGGAGCAAGCUCUGCCGCAUCACCCAAGGCCCCGGCGGGCCCGUCCCGCAGCCCGGCUCGCUCGGCCUCCUCAUGGCUAGCGAGGAGAUCUCGCCGCCCGACCACCUCCGAUCCUACGCUUCCGGACUCCCCGCUGCCAACGAGACUCUGCCCAUCGUCGGGGGCAUCGACACGCUGGACUUGCCGGGAGCCUCUUCCGUGCCGGAGAUCGGUUUUACAGAUGAUCCUGGCCCAUCCCAUCAACCAUGCGUGGAGAAGAUAAAUCUAAAAGAAGAGAUAGUAGUGAAAGUAGUGGAACCAGAAGAAAGCUCGGAGGACAUGGCUGUAGUUCCUCCUAGCCAAGAGCAACUACCUUUUUUGGGGAUACAAAAUGGAGGGCCCUGUGGAAAAGUAAAAGCCAAAACAAAAACUCAACCCCAGACAGACCCCAGUGAAAUUUCAGAAGAGGAUCUAUUGCAGAUCCAGCAGAACCAGCUGCACGUCAUCCAGUCUGGCUUUGAUAGUAUCAACCAUAAUCUUCGGCUGCUGCAGCAAGGCAUGCAAGAUCUCAACAACAGCCUUAGCGUCAUGGCGCAUACAUUAGUGGCUAUCAAAAAUGUCUAUGUGAAAAACAAUGCUGGCCCAGCCACCUUUGCUACUGUCACUACUCAGACCACCGCAGGGUACCUGAGCCCUGGGUCUCCACUGGUUGAGGAUAGAGUCAGGGUACCGGUGGCUGGAAGUAGCAGCAGAAGCAGCAGCUGCAGCUCCAGCUCUAUGUCACAAGAGGCAGGCCCUUCAGAAUUUCCCAGGCCCCCACACCGACCCAUUAAGAAGGAACAUCCAAAUGGCUGUUACUAUUUCUGUUUUGCAGAUGUGUAAGACUUGAAUACACGCCAGGCAACUGUGGCAUUUGAGAGGAGCUGUUCUGCACCUUGCUCCAAUAAUUGCAUCAGAUUGGAGCAGUUUUGUCUGGCUGAGCUCCUAUAAUGCUAAAUAUGAAAGAUCUCCACCACUCCCACCUGCAGAAACCUUGCCUCAUAGGCGGCAUAACACUAACUACAAACUGCUCUGGAACCAAUUCUGGUGAAGAGCAGUAAAGAAAUGUGUUAAAUACAACUUUUAGAGCCCAGCCCUAUCUAUGUUUACUCAGAAGUAAGUCCUACUGUAUUCAGUGGGAUUCACUCCCAAGCAAGAGUAUAUAGAUUACAGCGUUAGUACCCAGUAGCUUCUGGAGUUGGUUGAUGCCUCUUGCAUUGUGUUUCCCCCACUUUCUUUCCUUAUGGAAGGGAAGAGAGAGAAGUUGACUCUAGAUCUUCCUGGUAUUAAUUCGGUCUUUUAAAAUAAAGCAGUAUGAAAAGAUAGCAACAACUGUACUUAGAAUCUGAUGCAGAAGCUGUCAAACAAACUGUUUUUAUUUUUGUAGCAAUCCAAAGUGCAGAUUAGUGAGAAAUUGAGUACUUGAUUGUACUUAGAUUUUUUUUAAAGCUCCUAUUACUACUACUGUAAGAGAGCAUAUGGAGUUCAUCUGCUCUAGGACUGGGAAUGAAUUGGGGUACUGAGACAAUGAGCAAAGUGCUAGUUUUUACUUGAUAGCUUCUCUUCAUUGUUGCUCAUGUCCAGCUCUUCAAAAUGCAUCUUUCCUAACCCCUCAAAAAAAGAAAAGAAAAGCACUGCUGAAAACAUGCAGUAGUGGGGAGGCUGCCUUUUGUUGCAUAAUUAAAGAAAAUUUGCCCAAAUAAA